AUGGUGGACAUCGAGAUGCGAGCAGGGCGGAUGGUUCCGGGGGCCAGGCCCGGCGACCCGGGAGCCGCCGCGGCACCGAGGCAGCUCGGGGAGCCCUGCGCACGCGGGAGCGCGGCGCCGUGCGAGCGGGACGACCUCGAGUGGCGGGGCCAAGACGGGCAGGGCCUGCGGCCCGCGCCGCCGCGGGCCGAGGCGCCGUCCCUGGCCGCGAGGGCGAGGCCGGGCCCGGGGCAAGGCGGCGUGGCGCGGUGGCUGGUCGGGCUGGCGGCCUGCGCCGUCGUGGCGUGCUCGCUGGGCGGCAGCGGGGGCGGUCGGGCUGGCGGCGGCGGGCCCGGCGGCGGCGAGGGCGAGGGCCCUCGCGCGGCGCCGCGCCCGCCCGACGCCCCGCUGGGUGUCGGCGAGAGCGGCCGGCCGCCGUUCGGGUCGGCCGUGGUCUACGGGGCGCAGGAGGUGCCGGGCCUCACCGAGUGGGAGUGCGCCUGCCAGCAGGACUCAGACCCCCUGGUCAGGGGCAUCCUGGAGAGGAGCGGCAAAGACUGCCCGGCGGCCGACGGGCAGGGCCUGCUGAUCUCGAGCGACCUCGAGGACUGCCGCCUCGCCAUGCCCUUUGUCGCCGCGGCGGGCACGGGGAAGACGUGCGUCAGCAGGGCCGCCGUCGAGAGCUCCUGCCGGGAGGUCCUCGACGGCUGGUGGGACGUCAAGCUCGGCACGUGGCGGGGAGACGCAGCGUUCGAGGCGUGGAAGGAGUUCGGCCGCAGUGCCGAUGCAGAUGAGGUGCUGGAGAGGUUUGCCCGGGACGUCCACGACCUUCCGCUGCUGAGGUGGGCCGAGAAGAGGAGCCCCGACCGUGCUUCCUUCCAGGUGGAGGACUUCCUCGCGUACGUGCAGCCCAGGUGCGUGGAGAUGGUGCUCCGCGUUUUCGCAGGAGGGGAGCUCACCCAGCUGUCCGGGAACAGGCUCUUCGACACCGUCUUCGAGCACGAGCUGCCCAAGUCAGCCUCGCCUCCCAACAUAGUCGACCUGACGUACGGCUGGCUGAGGGACGACGUGAAGGCGAAUACCCAGAUCAGCAUGCACUCCCAGGUCACCAUCAACGGCAAAAAGGAGAAGGAGCACUACCAGUUCAAGAGGCUGCGGAAGCAGUUCGGCGUGCCCGACAGCUUCCUGGACGAGGGCGCAGCGGGGAGGUCGCCGGAGGCCGCCAGUGACGUCAUCGUGACCUGCGAGCCGCUGUCUGACCCGCACGCGCAGGUGCGGUGGAGGAGCUUCCACGUGCUCGCGCAGAGCUACUUCGAGCACAUGGCGCAGAACCCCGACAGCCUGCUGCCGCGCAUCUACUCCGCCUGGUUCUCGGAGUCCGAGAGCGGGCUCUGCUAUGCGAUGCAGUCCCUCGUCCCGGGGCACUUCGUCAGCGACGUCGAGUGGAGCCGAGGCCUGAGCAGUGCCACGCUCUUCUGGGAGUUGAAGGGGUCGACCUCCCUGAAGGAGUAUUUCGGGCAGCAGCACCAGUAUCCGAUCUUCGAGGACGCGGACUUCAAGCGCGACCUCGUCCUGCUCUUGCCAGCACAGGUUCGGGAGGAGCUGAUGGAGCAGCUCAAGGCGGACACCCAGUGGCUGAGUCGAAACGGCUUCAUGGACUACAGCUUGCAGCUGCUCCGUGUGAAGGUCGGCGACGCAGACGCGAACAUCCUAAACAAAGUCUGCCCUGGGGCCCCAGACGCGAAUGGCAAGAUGCAUCGCGCUUUCUUCCAGCGGGACGGAGGCUUCUCUGGCACCGCUGCGCCAUGGGACAGCUGCAUCUACCUGUGGGCGAUCGGCUUGGGCAACACCCUGCAACCGUACUCGCUGUACGAGGCCUUCUUGGCCGCGAUGAACAGGGUGGUCCAUCCUGGCCUGGCGCUGACCGACGUCGAUCCCGAGAAGUACUCGGAGAGCUUGCAGGCCUUCAUGCUGGAGCACUCGAAGUCCGAGAUCGAGCUCCCGCCGGGCGUGGACGCCGACGUGGCGCCGCGCAAGUACCAGGCGGCCUUCAUCUACCAGAAGUGCUCGGAGGCCCAGGACAGCGCACGGGCCAGCACGCCACACCCGCCGCCGGUGUGCGAGGAUGUCGGGCUCGUGGACGUGGUCCCCGAGCUGCAGGGCCUGCUGGAGGAGGCGUCGCGGGACUUCACCGAGGACGAGGCGCGCGCGGCCCGGGCGCAGCUCGGCGUGGACGGGGCGCCGUGCGCGGAGGGCGCGGCGGCCGCCUCGCUCGUGGUCGGGCCAGCGGCGGACGGCGACCCCGCUGGCCCCCUCUGCCUCCGCCCCCGGGGCGCGCCGCCGACCCUCUGGAUGGCGCACCACCGAGGCUACCAGGAGCUCGUGCGCUUCGGCCAGCGGCUCGGCUGCGUGUCCCGGAGCGGCUGGGAGGCGGUGACCGCUGCCGCGGCCGAGCAGGAGAGGAGCGGCUGCUCGAGGAGGCCACCCGCCCGUCCUGCAGGAAGGCCGUCGCCAUCCGCAGCACCUGCUCCACGUACGGGGAGUGCGAGGAGCGGGUCCGGCUGCUCAGGCGGAGGGGCUACGUGGUGUCCGUGGAGGGCAGGGCCGGCCCGAUGUGGCCGCAGGCAGACCGCCCAGGCCAAUACGUGGACCCGGGCAGUUUUGCCAUGUCCGUGGCCGCCAUGGUCCCGGUGA
This is a messenger RNA of Prorocentrum cordatum, 2673 nucleotides long. Lineage: Eukaryota; Dinophyceae; Prorocentrales; Prorocentraceae. The record is from the annotation of a GenBank genome assembly.